UGUAGUUACCUUGGUCACACUGGCACUUGCAGUUUGUAACUUGUAUCUGCGAAAAUGAGAAUAUUGACUUGGAAAAAAUGAGUAAACCCGUGAAUAAAUCCAAGGAAACGGCUGCCGCAUCGGCCAGCCUGAAGAGGAUUAGCGAAAAGAAGCUCGAGGCUUUUACGGUGGGCACGUUCUCAAAGCGACAAUUGUCCAAGAAGGAGAUCGAGGACCAGAAGAAAAAAGAGGAUGCGGCGGCAGCGGCACAUGCCUUCAAAGAGUUUGUGGAGACCUUCCAAGAGGCACCCACCCCCUCUUCCAAAGUAUGGGUCAAAGCCGGCACCUACGAUGCAGGAUCCAGACGGGAGGAUAAGUCGGAGAAGGGCAAGCUCUACAAGCCCACAUCCAAGCUGCUUGACAAGAGCUCCUCCGAUAAGGUCGAGGAAUAUGCCAAAACUUUAGCCUCGGAUCUUAAAAAGGAUCCCGGUCCCCUGAAAAAGAAAAAUCAGGAAAAGAAAAAAAGCAACUUGGAGCUGUUCAAGGAGGAACUGAGACAAAUCCAAGAGGAACGCGAGGAGCGUCACAAGUACAAGCACAUGGCUGUCAGCCAUGCCCCGCCAGCUCAGCAGCCGGCGGCAGCGACUGCUCCUGUGCCCAGCAGCAGUGCAUCCACCACCUCCCAGGCUUCCAACAGCUCCAAGGAGUCGGGCUCCUUCGAUACCGGUGAUCCAAACACCACCAAUCUUUACUUGGGCAACCUAAAUCCCAAGAUAUCCGAGCAGCAGCUCAUGGAAAUAUUCGGGCGAUAUGGUCCCCUGGCCAGCAUCAAGAUCAUGUGGCCUCGCUCCGAAGAGGAAAAGCAGAGAGGACGCAAUUGCGGCUUUGUGGCCUACAUGAGCCGCAAGGAUGCUGAAAGGGCGUUGAGGACACUAAACGGCCGCUACAUCAUGGGCUAUGAGAUGCGUCUGGGAUGGGGUAAGACUGUGCCCAUAAUGAACACGCCCAUAUUUGCUCCGCAAGCCUUGCUGGAAAUGACCCUUCCGCCGCCUCCAUCUGGAUUGCCCUUUAACGCCCAACCACCACCAAGUGAAGCUGAUGUUUUACCGAAGAAAAACUACAAGGAGUUUAACCAGGAAGAGGACAAGGAAAACAUGGAGAGGAUACUUGCUAAAUGCGUUGUAAAAGUACAUAUUCCUACAGAAAAGGCUGUACUUAAUGUUAUUCAUCGGAUGAUCGAGUUUGUUAUACGCGAGGGUCCAAUGUUUGAGGCCUUAAUUAUGAUUCGUGAAAUGGAAAAUCCACUGUUUUCGUUUCUCUUUGACAACGAAAGUCCUGCUCACAUAUAUUACCGAUGGAAGCUGUUUUCCCUGCUGCAGGGAGACACUCCGAACGAGUGGAGGGAGGAUGAGUUUCGUAUGUUCAAAAACGGACCGGUUUGGCGACCUCCGAUUGCCAACUUUUAUACUCAGGGCAUGCCGGAUGAGCUGGUUGUGGAUCCGGACGCUCCUGUGGUGCACAAAGGAGCCUUGUCCAACGCGCAACGAGAUAGACUUGAGGACCUGAUUAGACAACUAACUCCGGAACGCGCCCGAAUUGGUGAUGCCAUGAUCUUCUGCAUAGAACAUGCAGAUGCUGCUGAUGAAAUAUGCGAAUGUAUUGCAGAGUCUCUCGUCAACUUGAAUACACUGGCUUCAAAAAAGAUAGCAAGAUUGUAUCUGAUCUCAGAUAUAUUGCAUAAUUGCACGGUUAAGGUAGCCAACGCUUCCUUCUUUCGCAAGUCUGUGGAAAAGCAAUUGGUAGAUAUCUUUGAAAAUCUGCACAAUUACUACCAGAACAUUGAGAGUCGACUAAAAGCGGAGGGCUUCAAGUCCAGAGUUUGCAAUGUAAUUCGCACCUGGGAGGAAUGGACAAUCUAUCCCAAAGAGUUUUUGGCUCAGCUGACAGCUAAAUUCCUGGGCAAACCGUACGUCAUGCCAGUAAGUUCUUCACCUCAAGCUGAAGAAACGAGGUCUGAUGAGGCCUUAGACGAAGAUAUUGACGGUGCUCCCCUCUCUGGAGAGGAGAAGGACGAUGAAGACCUGGACGGGGUACCACUAGAUGGAGCUGCAUUACUCAAGAGCGCCUUGAAGCGGGCCUUGCCCGAUCCGGAUGCCGCUACACCAAAACGUGAAACGCCCAAGAGAGAGGAAUACCUCGAUGAAAUCGAUGGCGUACCUUUAGAUGAGGACCUUGACGGUAUACCGCUCGAAAAAGAAACCAAGCCUGCUCCUAAAAUGCCCGGAUUCAUUCCCUCUAAGUGGGAAACGGUUGACCCCCAGCAAGUAGAAGCGCAGGCGAUCACUACCAGCAAGUGGGACACGCUCGAUCCGCCAGAUCCCCCCAAGUUUUUCAGCUCUGACGACGAAAGUGAUGAUGACAACUCGCAGAAGUUCAACGAAGAGAAGAGACAAAAAUUAAGGGAUAUUGAACUAAAAGCAAUUCAGUAUCAGGACGAACUGGAGUCCGGAAAACGGCGCAUUGAACCCGGCUGGACUGUUCCCCAGCAAGUAGAAUAUUUCAGAAAGCGAUUGCUGAAACAGGACUCAAGAUCUGAAUCUGCUGUGGACUCCCCUCUGAGCUACAUGAACACCAAAUCAAAGGGCUCUAAGGUUAGUGAAAGUCCAGCCCAGUACAGCAGCAGUUUGGGCAAACGGUCGCAUUCACCCUACGCCGCUGCAGAACCCAAACGUCGGGACUACUCGCCGGAUAACUCCCGCUCCUCAAAAUCCUCUAAACGUAACCGGUCGCGCAGUCCUUCCGGAUCACCGAAGCGGUAUGCGGAGCGAUCUUCUCGCAGUUCCCGCUACGAGAGCCCGGCCUCCACUUCGUCCCGCUCACGCAGUUCUCCAACAUCCUUCGCUUCGCGGUCUUCCCGAAGGGAAGAGGCAUCUCCUCCGAGACACCGCAGCGAUAAGCACAAGCACAAGCAUAGGCACUAAUUAAUGCACUUCAGACGAUUCAUAUUUAAUUAAACAUGGAUUCCACAUAAAAACA
Messenger RNA from Drosophila rhopaloa, 3015 nucleotides. Its product is annotated as U2 snRNP-associated SURP motif-containing protein. Bases 78 to 2960 code for a protein of 960 amino acids. Lineage: Eukaryota; Metazoa; Arthropoda; Insecta; Diptera; Drosophilidae. The record is from RefSeq and is a predicted model, not a curated record. Gene Ontology annotation, cellular component: nucleus. Gene Ontology annotation, biological process: RNA processing. The transcript has 12 exons. Gene Ontology annotation, molecular function: RNA binding.